Messenger RNA from Pomacea canaliculata, 602 nucleotides. Its product is annotated as NADH dehydrogenase [ubiquinone] 1 alpha subcomplex subunit 5-like. The coding region runs from base 61 to 408 and encodes 115 amino acids. Lineage: Eukaryota; Metazoa; Mollusca; Gastropoda; Architaenioglossa; Ampullariidae. The transcript is spliced from 5 exons. The record is from RefSeq and is a predicted model, not a curated record. Gene Ontology annotation, biological process: respiratory electron transport chain.
AAAAGUUAACGGUUGUUGUUGUAGAGCUAGCUUCAGCUAUGUGACCUUGGAGAGGGGAACAUGGCAAGCAGAAAACUGACAACUGGACUAACAGGCCUAGCUGUGGCCAAACAUCCCCAGCAGACACUUAAAGUGUUGUAUGAAAAGAUACUGCACACUUUACGUAAGAUUCCAGAGAAUAGUGGUUACAGGAAAUACACUGAACAGAUUGUUAAUGAGAAGCUGUCUAUUGUAAAAUCAGAAGCAUGUGCGAUGACACUUGAGAAAAAGCUGAAUGCAGGACAGAUAGAGGAAGUCAUCCUUCAGGCAGAGCGAGAACUCAUGCUGUCCAGAAAGAUGCUUCAAUGGAAGGUUUGGGAGCCCCUCAUAGCUCAGGCUCCUCCCAAGCAGUGGAAAUGGCCCCUGUGAUUUAACAGUUAUCCUAAGACUAGUGGUUCUUUUUUCUCCGUUUUCAGUUUUUAUAUGUGUGUAAAGUGAGACAGAAAUUUUUUGUCAUUUUCUUGGCAUCUCAGAGCCAACAUGUUGACUAUCAGUCGUCUGUCACAGUAGGAUGUAGAAACAGUAGCAAAUUAAAAAAAAGUGGCAUUUUAUGACAUCAGUUA